This is a messenger RNA of Erigeron canadensis, 2013 nucleotides long. RefSeq names its product glucan endo-1,3-beta-glucosidase 4. Bases 222 to 1694 code for a protein of 490 amino acids. The record is from RefSeq and is a predicted model, not a curated record. NCBI's taxonomy places the organism in Eukaryota, Viridiplantae, Streptophyta, Magnoliopsida, Asterales, Asteraceae. Gene Ontology annotation, biological process: carbohydrate metabolic process. Gene Ontology annotation, molecular function: hydrolase activity, hydrolyzing O-glycosyl compounds. The transcript is spliced from 5 exons. Gene Ontology annotation, cellular component: plasma membrane.
UUCAGAAAGUUCCUAACUUUUUACUCUCUCAGUCUUCAUUUCACACUGUUUAGUAGUACUAAAUGUUAACUGUGUCUUUGGAUUCUCACUUAGAUUUCUGCUGAUAAAGAACUUGUACAGUACAACUUACUUAAGCUGUACAAUCUACAAUUAGUUAGCUAUACAAUUUACAGGUGUGCACGGUCUUGGUGAAGGUUGUGGCGAAACCAUCUAUAAGCACAAUGAGGCUUGAAAUGUUGCUUGGAUAUGUCCUGUUUAUAUUUGGAAGUCUGUCCAUUGCAUUAGGUGGUUUCAUUGGAAUAAACAUUGGUACUGAUGUUUCCAACCUACCAUCACCGGAACAAGUGGUGGCAAUCCUUAGAGCCCAUCAAAUAACACACGUGCGACUUUUUGACGCUGAUAAUCACUUGCUUAGUGCACUUUCCGACACAGAAAUUGAAGUUAUGGUCAGUGUGACAAAUGAGGAAGUUUUAGGCAUCGGACAAUCACCAGCAGCAGCCGCCUCUUGGAUCAAUAAAAAUGUUGCAGCAUUUGUACCCUCCACCAAUAUUACUGCCAUAGCGGUUGGUAGUGAAGUUCUUUCCACAAUCCCAAAUGUUGCCCCUGUUUUGGUUACUGCUAUGAAGAAUCUUCACAAAGCCUUAGUUUCUUCAAACCUAAAUUAUCAAAUCAAAGUAUCAAGCCCCAUGUCAAUGGACAUUAUCCCGAAGCCAUUCCCGCCAUCAGCUGCCACAUUCAACUCGUCAUGGAACACAACUAUUUCCGCGACUCUUGAGUUUUUAAGAGACACAAAAUCCAUUUUCAUGUUAAAUGCUUAUCCUUAUUAUGGUUAUGUACAAAGCAGCGGUAUUUUUCCAAUUGAGUAUGCACUUUUUCAACCUCUGAGUCCUGUGAAACAAAUUGUUGACCCAAACACACUCUUCCAUUAUGACAGCAUGUUUGAUGCUAUGGUGGAUGCUACUUAUUAUUCUAUAGCAGCUUAUAACUUCUCAGAGAUCCCUAUUGUCGUGACUGAAACCGGUUGGCCAUGGGCUGGUGGUGCUAAUGAACAUGAUGCCACCGUGGAAAAUGCAGAAACGUUUAACAAUAAUUUGAUUAAACGUGUUUUGAACGAUUCGGGCCCCCCUAGUCAGCCGACAAUUCCUAUGAAUUCUUACAUCUAUGAGCUCUUUAAUGAAGACAAGAAACCUGGGCCCAUCUCUGAGAAGAGCUAUGGUGUGUAUUUUAGCAAUGGGACUUCCGUCUAUACCUUUGCUUUGGAUACUUUGGGCCAAACGGCUGUGAACUCUUCAGGCGGUUUUUGUGUUGCAAAAAAAGGAGCUGACACAACUAGUUUGCAAGACGGGCUGAAUUGGGCUUGUGGACCGGGGCAGGCGAACUGCAGUGCUAUUCAAUCUGGGCAACCAUGUUACACGCCGGAUACAGUUGAAAACCAUGCUUCAUUUGCUUAUAAUGACUACUACCAAAGAAUGCGUAGUGUUGGUGGAACCUGUGACUUUAGUGGUACCGCCAUAACAACCAUGGUUGAUCCUAGCUAUGGAGCUUGCAUAUUUACAGGAAGUACCAACACAAGCACUGGUGGGAUGUUUCCCCCUGCAUUUGGACCAGAGGGACCCCCUGGAAGCAAAUCACCUCGUCAACUUCCUCACAUCUGUUCUAUGCUUUUGGCCGCAGUUGUAUCUUUGGUCCUGUAGAUUUUGGCCUUCUUGUAUAGCUGAUAUUCGUGCUCUUUGCGUUUUUUUAAUGAAAAGCGUGGUGAAUAUCAACAACAAUUAGACAGGAAUUCUAGAUUAAAUUGGUAAGGGGUUUGGUUCUGUUUGCUGAACCUUGGGGCUGAUACAGUUCUUGUUUUGCAAUGUGCAAGUUUUUGAGGCUCAUAGUUGAGUUUUGUAGCUUUAAGCAAGUCAUUUAUGAGAGACUUGGAGUAUGUUUGUAUUGGUGAAACUGUAGGUUGAAAUUUGUGAAUGUUUAAUUGAAUUAAGGCCCACAAAUGGUUUCAAGCUUACUUGCUUA